UAUAUGUAGAUAUAUAUGUAUAUAUAUCUAUAUAUUUGUAUAUAAAUAUACAUAUAUAUGUAAAGUACGGAAUAAGACAUAAGCACAGUUAACACGAACGAUUGUGUGUCUUUAUGUUAUUCUCAAAUCUUGGACGUAAAAGUUUAUAAACAGAUAUAAGUGAACACAUAGACACAUAACAUGGGGCAACAUACGCGAUCGAAAUUGCUUCCAAUAUUUGUUUCCUUAUUUUUAACACUCAAGUUGCAGAAUGUUUACUGUGAUGGGCCACAUGUGGACUCGGCAUCGUUACCUCUGGAGCACAGAUCCGUUUAUGGAGCCCCUGCACCGUCACCAGUUUACGGAUCGCCACAAACUGCAUUAGCUGCUGGACCCAGCAAUGAUAUAUCCGAUGAAGCCUGGCCUUUAGCUACAACAAAUGAUAGCCCGCAGAUUAAACAUUUACAAGUUCAAUGCGAGAAAACUCAUAUGCGAGUAAAUAUAGAAUUUGAUCGUCCCUUCUACGGCAUGAUAUUUUCGAAAGGAUUCUAUAGUGAUCCGCAUUGUGUUCAUUUAAAACCCGGUACUGGACAUUUGAGUGCCACUUUCGAAAUUUUUCUAAACAGUUGUGGUAUGACGAGUUCAGCUAAUCAUAAUGCUGUUGGUUAUGGUACACCAACUCCGUCAGGCAGUUAUGUUGAGAAUACCAUUAUCAUCCAAUAUGAUCCCUAUGUACAGGAAGUUUGGGAUCAAGCUCGGAAACUGCGUUGUACAUGGUACGACUUUUACGAAAAAGCGGUCACGUUCCGUCCAUUCCAAGUGGAUAUGCUGCACGCAGUAACUGCAAACUUUCUGGGUGAUAAUUUGCAGUGCUGGAUGCAAAUUCAAGUAGGCAAAGGGCCAUGGGCAUCUGAGGUCUCAGGUAUUGUAAAGAUUGGGCAAACUAUGACGAUGGUGUUAGCUAUAAAGGACGAUGAAAAUAAAUUCGACAUGUUAGUGCGUAAUUGCGUUGCCCAUGAUGGCAAGCGUGCUCCAAUACAAUUGGUGGAUCAGCAUGGGUGCGUCGUUAGACCAAAGAUUAUGAGCAAAUUCCAGAAAAUUAAAAAUUUCGGGCCUUCAGCCUCUGUAGUUAGUUUUGCCUAUUUCCAAGCCUUCAAAUUCCCCGAUUCAAUGAAUGUUCACUUUCAAUGCGUAAUCCAAGUUUGCCGUUAUAAUUGCCCUGAGCCUAAAUGUGGGCCUGGUCUACCCGGUAUUGAUUAUGGUGUACCUCAAAUUGGAGAUAAUGGAUUGGCUUCAGAAUAUGGACCACCAGAUGGAUAUGAACGUGGAGAUUUCGCGAUCGGCGGUUUACCACCGGCCGCUUAUCCGGAUCCCAGGCAUCCCUCUAAUGACGCCACCGGAGCAUAUUCUGAAAACCAACCCGAUAUCGUACCUUCCCCGCAAGCUCAAACUUCACCGAUUAACGGCGCCUCUGAUUCCGGUCCAGCCAGUUCGCAAUCGCCUACACCAAAUGCUAACGAUUUGCACUUACCACCUCCGCCAUUGCCCGGACAAGCAGGACAAUAUAGCACAGUGAAACGCAAAGAUGAUUUAGAGGGAGGAAAUUUAGUGUCAUUAGGGGGACGCCCUCGUUCCGUCGAGGGUCUAGACGACUUACGCGGGGUACGCAAACGUCGCGACACUAUGGACUUUACCGUCAAACCACGUAUAUACAAACGCGAUACUCAAGAGAUGACGGAUGUAAACACAAGUCGAAUUAUACAGGUAGUUGCACCUGGCGACGUCAAUUUCGCUCUCAACAACAACGCCAGCAACGAAACAGUUGUAAUACAAUCAGCACGUACAGCUGAUCCUGAGACAAUUUGUAUGUCAGUACCGAGUUUUGUUGGAGGCCUUGUUAUGCUUUUACUCGUAUUGGCUGUGGCUUCAUUGGUGGCAGCGUUCCUUUUUGUCAGAGUACGGCAUUUUGAUCGUAAGGGCGCACCUAUGGGUUAUCAUAAUUAAGAUCAAAAUACCUCUAACAAUCUUCCAAAACAACAGUAUAACGACGUUCCAGUUUAAUUUAGUAAACGUAGUAAAAGUAGUAAACGUUUAUCGAUUGAACACAUGGGCUCUUAUAAAACUUUCAUUACUUUCACUGACUAUUCAAAGUAAAAUACUAGAU
This is a messenger RNA of Glossina fuscipes, 2143 nucleotides long. RefSeq lists its product as uncharacterized. NCBI's taxonomy places the organism in Eukaryota, Metazoa, Arthropoda, Insecta, Diptera, Glossinidae. The transcript is spliced from 3 exons. The record is from RefSeq and is a predicted model, not a curated record. Bases 181 to 1983 code for a protein of 600 amino acids.